AGGAGAGGGCCGCUGGAGGUGGGCUGGACACGCUCUGGUGUCAGGGUUGCGGAUCUGAGGGAUGAGGAGGGACCAUGGCCAGCGACGGGGCCAGGAAGCAGUUCUGGAAGCGCAGCAACAGCAAGGUCCCGGGCAGCAUCCAACAUGUGUAUGGAGCCCAGCAUCCACCUUUUGAUCCACUGUUACAUGGCACCUUGCUCAAGACCUCGCCCAAGGUACCCACCACCCCAGUGAAGGCCAAGAGGGUCAGCACCUUCCAGGAGUUUGAGAGCAAUACCAGUGAUGCUUGGGAUGCCGGGGAAGAUGACGAUGAGCUCCUGGCAAUGGCCACAGAGAGCCUGAACUCCGAGGUGGUCAUGGAGACAGCGCACCGUGUCCUACGCAACCACAGUCAGAGGCAGAGCCAGCCCUCACAGAAGGAGAUGCCAGAACCAGAACCUCAGCCCACAGCAGAGCCUUCUGUAGUUACGAGUGGUGACCUCCGCCUGGUGAAGUCUGUCAGUGAGAGCCACACUCCUUGUUCUUCAGAAAGCACCAGCGAUGUCGUCCCUCUGCAGCGGUCCCAGUCUCUCCCCUACUCAGCCACUGUUUCACUGAGUGGGACAUCUGACUCACAUGCCCUUGGUGGCUCAGCCCUGAGUAAUAGAGAGGCCUCUCGGCUGGACAAGUUCAAUCAGCUACUUGCUGGCCCCAACACAGACCUUGAGGAAUUACGGAAGCUGAGCUGGUCCGGAAUCCCAAAGCCAGUUCGUCCAAUGACAUGGAAACUUCUCUCAGGUUACCUUCCUGCCAAUGUCGACCGAAGACCAGCCACGCUGCAGAGAAAACAGAAGGAAUACUUUGCUUUCAUUGAGCAUUAUUACAACUCUAGGAAUGAUGAAGUUCAUCAGGACACAUAUCGCCAGAUCCAUAUCGACAUCCCAAGGAUGAGUCCAGAAGCACUGAUUCUUCAGCCCAAGGUGACAGAGAUUUUCGAAAGGAUCUUGUUUAUAUGGGCUAUCCGACAUCCUGCCAGUGGAUACGUUCAGGGGAUAAACGACCUGGUCACUCCAUUCUUCGUGGUCUUCAUUUGCGAGUACAUAGACCAGGAGGAUGUGGAUGAGGUCGAUGUCUCCAGUGUGCCUGCAGAGGUGCUUCGCAACAUUGAGGCCGACACCUACUGGUGCAUGAGCAAGCUGCUGGAUGGUAUUCAGGACAACUACACCUUUGCCCAGCCUGGGAUUCAAAUGAAAGUGAAGAUGCUGGAAGAACUUGUGAGCCGGAUCGAUGAGCAAGUCCACCGCCACCUGGACGGGCACGAGGUGCGGUACCUGCAGUUUGCCUUCCGCUGGAUGAACAACCUGCUGAUGAGGGAGCUGCCCCUGCGCUGCACCAUCCGCCUAUGGGACACCUACCAGUCUGAACCUGAGGGCUUUUCCCAUUUCCACUUGUAUGUCUGUGCUGCUUUCCUCGUGAGAUGGAGAAGAGAAAUUCUAGAAGAAAGAGAUUUCCAAGAGUUGCUGCUCUUCCUCCAGAACCUGCCUACUGCCAGCUGGGAUGACCAGGACGUCAGCCUGCUGCUGGCCGAGGCCUAUCGCCUCAAGUUUGCCUUCGCAGAUGCCCCCAAUCACUACAAGAAGUGAGCUUGGGGCCCAUGGCAGUGGCCUCACCCUGGGAACAUCAUCCCCUCCCUGCCUGAGCAGUCGCUGGCCUCUGGCCUGGUCCUUCCCUAGUGUUGCCUAGCAGAAUGGGCCCUGGCAUGGUCCAGGACUAGCAGGAUAGGCAGCCUCACUUUGAUGAGAUACCAAAGAGAGCCCAGGAGAGAAUCUUAGCUUCAGAAGCUCAGUGUGACCAGGAGUGUUCCUCACCCUGGCCCUUCCUUGCCAAAUGCCCUUCCUUGGGCCCUCAGCUCAGACAGCCAAGAGGAAGUUUCCCUCAGAGAGGCCUGCUGUAUGGGUGCCAGGCAGAGGUGGGCAGCCAUCUCAGGCCUGCUGUGAAAUGCACAAAUCCAUUCUGUCGUGAAAGAAUAAAGUCCAGACAAAAUGCUGAGCAUGCUUUGGACUAAGGUAGGAUUUCUGCACACAGAGCCUCUAAUGGUCGCCAUGUUUAGGCUUGACCUGAUUUAAACCCGGCUAGAUCAGGAGUUGGGUCAUGGGAGGCUGCGGAACAAGGAGAGGCCAGGGCAGGCUGAGACUUCUCACAGUCACCUUACUUUCUGUCUUUAAUUACCCUACUCCUUGUCCUUGCAGGGAGAGGGGUCAAAGAACUCCCAGGUAGGCUGGGGUUAUUGUCAGUCAGGGCCCCAGAGACUGUCUCACGGGCCCACACUUGGCCAUGAUAGGAUAGGAAUGAGUGGUUCUGCAGUCCCAGCAUUGUACAUGGAGCCUCUUCCCACCACUCCAUGGAUAGGAAUAGCCAGGGGCUCCUGGCCUGGGGUCCCUUCAUGCCAUACUGCCCCUUUCCAGAUCUGCUGGUUUGGAGCCUUUGCCCCAUGUUACUGGGCUACUCCAGGGCCCUCAGACUGGCUUCUCACAGGCGCUUCCAGGUCUGCCCCAGGCCGCCUGGUCUCUGUGAGGUGGGAUUCCCAAGGACCACCAGUCUACCUGUAGGGCAAGAGUCUCAGACUCCUAGAGCAAGCUCCUGCCCUCAGUUACCCACUGGGGCCCACUCUCUGACCUGUCCCUUCUUCAGGAGCAGCACACCACUGCCCAGGCACUAGGACACUGCCCGAGGCUGUAGGAAAGACACAGGGAAGACGUGUGCCUGCUUCUGUUCAGAUCUUCUUGGGUCAGAUGGGGCAUGACAUCAGAGGGCUGUGCAGGCAGUCCAUGUUCAGGAUCAGCAGGGGAACAUGAUCCCUCAAACCAGUGCCUGUCCUGGGUGAAGGACACCCAGUUGUGAGGAAAGCUGCCUCAGUGUGGCUCUGUGGGGAAGCGCCAUCCUUCCUGACCCUUCCAUGGUGCUGAUCAUCCCUCAGCAAGAAGGGCAGGGUCAUAAAGAUCUGCCCCACCGUGUUUUGUUUUGUUUUUUAAUAUAUAGGAUGACAAGGACCCAUGGGGUUAACUUGAGCCCUGAAUGUAUUUUCAUGUGUGCAAAUGCUUGACUGGGUGUAAGGGAUGCUGGCAACGGUCUUGCAUCUGAGCCAUGAGCUGAGCCAGGCAGGAUGUGUGCUUUGAAUGUGAUGUGUUGGAAACAUGAAAUAAAGACACUUCAUAAGGCC
Molecule: messenger RNA, 3199 nt
Organism: Psammomys obesus (fat sand rat)
Lineage: Eukaryota; Metazoa; Chordata; Mammalia; Rodentia; Muridae
Gene: Tbc1d22a
Product: TBC1 domain family member 22A
Exons: 13
Coding region: 75-1622 (515 amino acids)
Biological process (GO): activation of GTPase activity
Molecular function (GO): GTPase activator activity
Source: RefSeq, a predicted model, not a curated record